Molecule: messenger RNA, 1665 nt
Organism: Cyanistes caeruleus (blue tit)
Lineage: Eukaryota; Metazoa; Chordata; Aves; Passeriformes; Paridae
Source: RefSeq, a predicted model, not a curated record
CUCUGCCUGUGCCUCAGCUCGCGGGUGGUGGAGAUCCAGUCGCAGAUGUCGGAGCGUGCUGUGGAGCUGCUGGGGCUGCCCGAGGACCGUGCGUGCCUCCUCCUGGACGUGGGCUGCGGCUCAGGGCUGAGUGGGGAUUACAUCUCUGAGGAGGGUCACUACUGGAUCGGCAUGGACAUCAGCCCUGCCAUGCUGGAUGUGGCUGUGGAGCGGGAGGUGGAAGGAGACCUCCUCCUUGCAGAUGUGGGUCACGGCAUUCCCUUCAGGCCUGGCAUGUUUGAUGGCUGUAUCAGCAUUUCUGCAGUGCAGUGGCUCUGUAACGCUGACAAGAAAUCACACAGCCCCCCCAAACGCCUCUACAGAUUCUUCUCCACUCUUUACACUGCCCUGGCCCGAGGAUCCCGAGCUGUGCUGCAGUUGUACCCCGAGAACUCAGAGCAGCUGGAGCUCAUCACAGCCCAAGCCAUGAGAGCUGGAUUUACUGGGGGAAUGGUGGUUGAUUACCCCAACAGCGCCAAAGCCAAGAAGUUCUUCCUUUGUCUCUUUGUUGGGACCUCUGGCACAUUACCAAAGGCCCUUGGUACCGAGUGUGCCAAUGAAGAGCUGCACCAGGCAAAGUUCACCAAUGAGAGGACACGGUUCAGGAAUGUCAAGGGCAAGUCUGUGAAGAAAAGCCGGGACUGGAUCCUGGAGAAGAAGGAGCGUAGACGGCGCCAGGGCAAGGAGGUGCGAGCAGACACGAAAUACACGGGUCGGAAGCGCCGUCCUCACUUCUGAAUGGCUCUGGGCACUGCUGGCAUGGACAGUGGCAUGUGGGUGCCUCCAGCAAGCCUCCUGUGGAUGGCAGAGGUGGCACCCCAUGCCUGGGACUUGCUGGGACUGGUCAUUGUGGCCUUUGAAAGUACAAACUGGCUCAGGUGCUGCCAAACAGCGCAGCUUCCAGCCCUGUUUCCCUGGUGAAGGUGCAGACAGUGCUCUGGCCACUUGGGUGUCUGCAGUGCCAUCACUUACCCUUCCCUAGUGCAGUGAGCCAGCUGAGCUCCAGGUGAGCCAGGCCAUGAUAUCCAGUUCCUCACUAAAGAGUCAAAGAGUUGGAAGUGUUUGCUGGUCUCCUGCGUCCUGCCCUCCGUGCUGGGAGUACUGAGGUGGGAGCAUGGUACCUCGUGCCCUGCCAGCUUCCCCUCUGCCUGCAGAGGAUCCACACUGUCAAGGUGUAGAUCUAUGAGGACAAAGUUGCUCCUGGCACAGGUGUUAUUCCAGUUACUCCUGUUGGUGCUUGGCACCAAGUCCAUACUGUUUGCUUUAGUCCUUCCAGGGUAUUGGGGCUGACUGGACCCCCCCAUCACCUCUUCCCUUCCCUCGAAACAAUGAGAAGUGCCACCCAGAGCUUUACAGUUACAAAUGUUUAUUCUACAUAAAAAUUCCACAAAAUGGGAAGCUGUUUUGCACCCAAAGCCUUGGGAGAAGAAAGGAAUGCUAGCAGGGAGGGAAAGAGGGAAGGAGAAGAGAGGCAACAUACAGUGUCAUCCAGCCCAGUGAGACAGAGCAAGCCAGGGUCAAGAUCCACAUAGAAAACAAGGACACUUAGCUCACAGUACAGCAACAGUAGAACUCCACGGGGGGCUCGGAAAGCCUUCAAGUACAUUAAUUACAAAAAAAAAAAAA